Molecule: messenger RNA, 807 nt
Organism: Chanos chanos (milkfish)
Lineage: Eukaryota; Metazoa; Chordata; Actinopteri; Gonorynchiformes; Chanidae
Product: ankyrin repeat and IBR domain-containing protein 1
Exons: 4
Coding region: 1-807 (268 amino acids)
Source: RefSeq, a predicted model, not a curated record
AUGACGGAGCAACAGGAGGAAAAGAGAUAUGAUCAAAGAGACACAACGCUUAAAUUUGUUACAAGACCUGAUGACAUAAGUAUGUUGGAUGAUGACCCAAACACCCUGAGGGCUGAGAUGUCAUGUGGCCAUGCCGUCACACCACAGUCUCUCACCGCCUGGUGUCGCAGUCUGCUGGAUCAGGGACAGCACAAGUUCCGGUGUCCUGCACUCAUAGAGGACACAAUACAGAAAUGUAAUGCAGAGUGGUCAUACCUGGAGGUGCGUAGGCUGGCUGUGUUAACCAGCGAUGAACAAAAACACUUUGAGGAAACUGUGGCUGUCCUGGCUGCAGCAGAAUACUGUGAAUACAACUCGUGCCCAGGCUGUGGCUCAUUCGUUGAGAGAGAGGACUUGACCAACCUGUGUGUGCUCUGCACCAUCUGCACGGCUGAGAGGGGUAAAACGUACCAGUUCUGCUGGCAGUGCCUGAGAGAGUGGAAGGGUCCAGCUCCUACCGCAAACCGCUGCGAGAACCCGGGCUGCAACAACCCAAACCUCGAAAAGCUGGCCAAGUGUCGUGACGUAAUUCUACCAGAGGCCAAAAAUAUAGUUUGCCCGUCCAUGAGGGCUUGCCCUACCUGUGGAAAUCUGCUUGAGCAUGACACCACGGGGUGUAAAAAUGUCAUUUGCAACCGCUGUCAGAUUGAAUUCUGUUUUGUUUGCCUGAAACUUACCCCUGAUUGCCUUGAAACAAGCUCAUACUAUAUAGCCUGCUCAGAUGGGGUUGCUCCCCGCCAAACAUCCAUUCCAUCCUGGAGAAAAUGA